AUGAGGGAGCCAAAAGAAGGAGCAGGUAGGACCGGCAGUAAUCCAACCAUGAAGGAGCUUUAUAAAUUCAACAAGUUCACCUUCAAGGCCAUAGUGGGAAGCAAUGGAAAAGAACUUGGAAUUGGAAUAGUAGUAUAUGGUCCACUUGGCCGGGGAUUUUUUGGUGGCAAAGGAGUUUCAGAAAGUGUUUAUAAACACAGUCUUCCACACCUAAGCUAUAGUUCUGAGAACUUGGAGAAGAGCAAAGCAUUGUAUGUGAGAGUUGGGAAUUUGGCUAAGAAACAUCAAUGCAGCACUACUCAACUAGCUCUGUCUUGGGUUCUGCAUCAAGGGGAUGAUAUUGUUCCAAUCCCUGCGACAACCAAAAUCAAGAACGUGGAUAGUAAUAUUGGGGCAUUACAAAUGAAGCUAACAGAGGAUGACUUGCGGAAAUUUCUAGUUUAA
Dioscorea cayenensis subsp. rotundata (Guinea yam) is the source of this 444-nucleotide messenger RNA. RefSeq names its product probable aldo-keto reductase 1. Gene Ontology annotation, cellular component: cytoplasm. The record is from RefSeq and is a predicted model, not a curated record. The transcript is spliced from 4 exons. The coding region runs from base 1 to 444 and encodes 147 amino acids. NCBI's taxonomy places the organism in Eukaryota, Viridiplantae, Streptophyta, Magnoliopsida, Dioscoreales, Dioscoreaceae.